AUGUAUUUUUGUGGACACUUCACAGCCAUGAUAUGGAAGAAUACCAAGAAGAUAGGCGUGGGGAAGGCAUCUGCGAGUGACGGGUCCUCCUUUGUGGUGGCCAGAUACUUUCCAGCAGGGAAUAUUGUCAACCAGGGCUUCUUUGAAGAGAAUGUCCCACCUCCAAAGAAGUAA
Messenger RNA from Arvicanthis niloticus (Nile rat), 174 nucleotides. Lineage: Eukaryota; Metazoa; Chordata; Mammalia; Rodentia; Muridae. The record is from RefSeq and is a predicted model, not a curated record.